Molecule: messenger RNA, 668 nt
Organism: Chara braunii
Lineage: Eukaryota; Viridiplantae; Streptophyta; Charophyceae; Charales; Characeae
Source: the annotation of a GenBank genome assembly
UGGCCUGCAUUAUUUCAAUAGUGGAAUCACUUCAAGCUGAAGGCCUAAUGGAAAAUCAGGAAACUGCGGUAGGAGGCAUUGACAAAUGUGCUGUGCAUCUUCUACGGCUCCUCAACUCCAUUCUUUAUGCAGCCAAGGAGGAAGCCGAGGCAAUUGUCCUUGAGAACGAGAACUUCAAUAUCCGCGGAGAGCUGAAAUCACUCGUCGAUAUGUUUGCUAUCGAGUGUCGACAGAAAGGUCUCGGGAUCAUGCUCGAGCUGGCAGGUGUGCAAACUUGCAAGAGGUGCACUUCUCAGCCUGAUAACAUGCCUGCCGAACAGGAGCAAGCUAACGGACACGUGAUAAGCGUGCGGCCAGAGGAUGCCCCAGAGCCGAUCAAUGCCCUUGCGCCACAUCACACACAGGCUGAUCCUUCAUCGCGCAAAGUGGCGCUUGUAUUUGAGGUGGAAGACACGGGACCUGGGAUUGCAAGCAAUCUAAAGGAGAAAAUUUUCCACGAGUUUGUGCAAGGAGAUGGUUCAAUGACACGAAGACAUGGUGGCACGGGACUUGGUCUCUACGUUGCACAGUCUCUGGUAAGGAAACAUCGCUCGUAAAUGCCCUCACCUCUCGUUCCGGGAAGGUUUAUUCAAGUUUAUUGUAGAUAAUCUGAUAAUGUCAUGACAUCA